Messenger RNA from Formica exsecta, 2252 nucleotides. RefSeq lists its product as uncharacterized. The record is from RefSeq and is a predicted model, not a curated record. Lineage: Eukaryota; Metazoa; Arthropoda; Insecta; Hymenoptera; Formicidae. Bases 177 to 1130 code for a protein of 317 amino acids. The transcript has 2 exons.
CCAGAGAGGCCAGACUUGUGCUUAUAUACUAUCCGUGAGCUGUCAGUAGCUCUUGAUACAGCGUGGAUAGUUUAUUUAUUUAUUUUUUUUUUUUAUUUUUAGUUUUGUCCAUACGCAAAAGUAUCUUGUCGAGCUUCUUGGAAUUCUUGUGUACCAAUUCGCGUCCGCGACGCGAUAUGGCUACGAUUGAUUUUCAACAUCUGUUAUUGCUAAUUACAUUGUUCACUGCAGCAUUAACCUCAUCUGUCAAUACGGGACCAGAUGGCAUAUCCUCGGUAUCGCCAAUUCCUUCCGAUUCUCCGCCCAAAUCGUUGUCAUCGACAGUCAAAUACUCAUCUGAUGUAAUCAGUGAUAAGAAAGUAUCGAAGUUGCAGUCUACACCAUGGAUGGCUGCCAUGGAAGGAGGAGGAUCUAUAUCAAUAUCCACAAUUAUUCCACAUGCAAACAUAAGUACUGAUAAUAAAUUAAACAAGCUUGAUGAAUCCAAAGCAAGAAAGAAUAUGCCUAAAGAGAAAAAUGACAGUUCUUCAGUGGUCACAAGGAAGGAGAAGAUAAAGCCGAGAAAAGGUGUAGAUCAGAAUAUGGAUCCACAGAUGACAAAUAUAUCACUUAAUCAGACCACUUUAGAGAAUACAAAACCUGUGAUAGAAACUGUCUCCACUGAAACUGCUCAUGUCAAUAGUCAAUUUGAAACUUCCACCAUUGUUACUCUGAAAUUAAAUGUCACCAAUUCGCAUAUCAAUAACAGCUUAAAUCGCAGUAUGAAUUCCAGUUAUUUUACUACAAGUUUAAUACCAACAAAUAUAACUACAUUUCACAUAGGGGCUGUAAAUCAUACAAUAAUGCCAAAUUCCUCGCAUAUUGAGAAACACAUACCGAAACCUAAACCGACAGUGACAACCGUUGACGGGCCGGAACCGAAUGAAUCUAGAUUGCCCUUACGAACAAAAAACCCUCCACUGGGUAUGCCGAGAAAAAUCGACUAUAUCGUUCCGGUCAUUAUAACGAUCAUUGCUUUACCAAUACUGGGUGCUGCUAUUUUUGUAUUGUACAGACGCGGUCGAGAUUGCUGGGAUAAGAGACACUACCGAAGGAUGGAUUUUCUGAUUGAUGGAAUGUACAAUGAUUGAAAGUCGCGUAUGAGAAAAUGUUCAUUUCACGCGAGUAAAUGGGUGUGUAGUUAUGCAACAGGAAAUUCAAUCAUCAAUUUCUAUAUUCUUCCAUAAAUGUAAAUUUGUACAUAUUCUCUCAAAACAACCAAGUAUGACACUUAGCAUUGGUUCCUUCUUACAUAAUAAUAUCUAAAACGACAAUAUCUAUUAUUCGAAUAUAUCAAAGGGUUUGACAUUUUACUAUGCACUUAUCAAUGUAUAGGAAGAUAUAUUAUACUAUUUAUAAUAUUAUAAUGUCUGAACUCUAGCUGAACUUUAGCUACGCUAAAGUGUCCAAACUUGCUAUAUAGUUUCUUUAUUAUACUAUUGCCUUAAUAGUGAGAUAAUGAAAAUUUUAUAAUUUAUUACAUGGUAAUUGAUAUGUUGUUUAUUUUUGAGAUUAUAUAUAUAGAAAAACAAAGACAUAUUUUGUCAAAGACAUCGAAACAAUGACUUUAGAAGUACUUUUUAUAGCAUCUUUUAAAAAAAUUUAACAUAAUUGUUUCAAUUGCGAAAUCUGACAAUAAUAAUAGCAAUCUUAAUUUCUACAGAGCCAUGAAUUUUAUAGGAAUCUUGUGUCCUCGAUUUGCAAGAUAAAAAGAUAUUAUGUUUUGAAAGUGCUCUCUCAAUGAAUAAUAUUCAUGCCAUUCUUUCCAUAAGAGCCAUUAUUUGUAAGAUAUGUUUGACAUAUAUAUUUGAGAUGCGAUAAUUUACACAAAUUUUUACCAAAGAAUUACUCAAUUCGUGUAAUAUAUCGUGUUUAUUAUUUGUAUUUUUUAUAUUAUAUUUAUAAUGCAGCAUUUUUCUUUGUGGGAUGUUUUAAAAAUCUCUAAUCUGUUCAACUAGUGUAGGAUAUUUUAUCCACAAUUGUCACACACAUAGAAAAUAAAAGAAAACAGCAUGAAAUAUUUGUCUUGCUAUGUAAAUAUGAUAAAAAAUGAUUUGCGGAAUUAUUCAAUCUAUGUAAGACUUUUUGAGAUUGUGAUUUUUGGAAAUAAGAUUGCAUUUUUUAGACCUUUGAAAUAUAUAUUUUGUCAAAUACAUAAGGGAAAGCAAUAAAAUAAUAAUUAUUUUUGUACUAUGUAAAAAAAAAAAAAAAAA